Dama dama (fallow deer) is the source of this 748-nucleotide messenger RNA. RefSeq names its product small integral membrane protein 8 (gene SMIM8). The record is from RefSeq and is a predicted model, not a curated record. The coding region runs from base 146 to 439 and encodes 97 amino acids. The transcript is spliced from 3 exons. NCBI's taxonomy places the organism in Eukaryota, Metazoa, Chordata, Mammalia, Artiodactyla, Cervidae.
AGCGGUCUCGGCCCUGGCCGUGGCGCGCCCGGCCGCCCUGUGGCCCCCGCUCCCAGGAGCGUGGGUUCGGACUCGGCGGCGUUCUCUCGAGCCCCUCUUUCCCGGCACGGCCGGCGCACUCGGUAUUAAAUCAUCAUCAGUCAAGAUGUCUUCAGCACCCGAGCCUCCAGUCUUUAAACAGGAGCCGCCCAAGAAGAAAGACCCGGGAAACGCAGGGCUCAGAGGGGUCCGCACCACAGCCUUAUUUCGAGCUGUGAAUCCAGAGCUCUUCAUUAAACCUAACAAACCUGUAAUGGCUUUCGGAUUGAUAACCCUUUCGCUUUGCGUGGCUUAUAUCGGUUACCUACAUGCGACGCAGGAGAAUAAGAAGGACCUCUAUGAAGCUAUUGAUAGUGAGGGACACAGUUAUAUGAGGCGGAAAACCUCUAAAUGGGAUUAACUGAGCUGGUUGCUGCAAAUGAAGGUUUCCUGGGAGCUCUGAAAUCUUCAGCUGAAGAUUAGGACCGCACAGUGUCUUCUUUCUUAUUCCGGAAGAUGCUGCUGAGGAGGAAGGAGGGCGAUUGCAGCCAGACCCCUGGAGUGAAUGUGGUCCUUUCAAAACGGAGCCCUUGUCGCAUUCUUCUUCCCAGAGGAAGAGCUGUUCGGUGUUUUAAUUUUAUUAAAUCCUCUUUUAAAAAGUGCCAUGAAAAUGGAAGUCAUUUUUGUAAAUUAUAAAGUUCUGUCCAAUAAAAGUACUGCUGCUCUUAAA